This is a messenger RNA of Thlaspi arvense, 2425 nucleotides long. The record is from the annotation of a GenBank genome assembly. NCBI's taxonomy places the organism in Eukaryota, Viridiplantae, Streptophyta, Magnoliopsida, Brassicales, Brassicaceae.
UAAAAAUGGAGGAAAAAGAGGAAAGAGGGGAGAGAGAGAGUGUUAAGUGUUGACUAGCUUCACUUCACUUCUUCUCCUCUGUAACCACAACUUCCUUCAGAGCUGCUCUAGGGUUUUCUCUUCACUCUCUUUUUCUCUUUUCGUUUCUCACAAUGCGACGCUUCCUCAACCCGUCAAUGGCGAGUCUCUCCAUAUUCCUCUCGAUUCUUCUCCUCUCUCUUCCCCUUCCGUCGACACAAGACCUCGCCGCCGACAAAUCCGCCCUUCUCUCGCUUCGUUCCGCCGUCGGUGGCCGAACAAUUCUAUGGGACAUCAAACAGACCACACCAUGCAACUGGACCGGCGUCGUUUGCGACGGUGGUCGAGUAACCGCCGUCCAUCUUCCCGGCGUCGCGCUCUCCGGCCAGAUUCCGGAGGGCGUUUUCGGUAAUCUAACACAGCUCCGUACGCUCAGCCUCCGUCUCAAUGCUCUAACCGGCACUCUCCCUCUGGAUCUCGGUAGCUGCUCCGACCUUCGGCGUUUGUACUUGCAGGGAAACAGGUUCUCCGGGGAGAUACCAGAGGUUUUGUUCAGUCUCAGCAACCUCGUGAGGCUGGAUCUAUCCGAUAAUGGUUUUACCGGCGAGAUCUCUUCUGGGUUUAAAAACCUCACGAGGCUUAAGACUCUGUACCUUGAGAAUAACAAGCUAUCUGGCUCUCUUCUUGACAUGGAUUUGCCGUUGGAUCAGUUCAACGUCUCCAAUAACUUGUUGAACGGAUCCAUACCGAAGAGUCUUCAGAAAUUCGACUCCGAUUCGUUCGUCGGAACUUCACUCUGCGGCAAACCGCUCGGUAUCUGUUCCAGUGAAGGGACUGUGCCAAGCCAGCCAAUUUCCGUCGGGAACAUUCCCGGAACUGAGGGAAGCAAGGAGAAGAAGAGAAAGCUCUCCGGCGGAGCGAUUGCCGGAAUAGUGAUCGGAUGUGUGGUUGGUUUCUUCCUGAUUGUUCUGGUUUUGAUGGUUCUCUUCCGGAAAAAGGGAAACGAGAGAACAAGGGCCGUCGACAUUGCAACCAUCAAGCAGCGUGAAACGGAAAUUCCCGGCGAUAAAGCGGCGGUGGAAGCACCGGAGAAUGGGAACUACGGAAAUGAGUACUCCACGGCGGCGGCGGUGACGGCAAGCGCGAAAGCCGUGGAAAUGAACAGUUCAGGGACGAAGAAAUUAGUGUUCUUUGGGAACGCGACAAAGGUUUUCGAUCUGGAGGAUCUGUUGAGAGCUUCGGCGGAGGUUCUGGGGAAGGGGACGUUCGGGACGGCGUAUAAGGCGGUGCUUGACGCGGUGACGUUGGUGGCUGUGAAGAGGCUGAAAGAUGUGACGAUGGCGGACAGAGAGUUCAAGGAGAAGAUUGAGGUUGUUGGGGCGAUGGAUCAUGAGAACUUGGUGCCUUUGAGAGCUUACUAUUACAGUGGAGACGAGAAGCUGCUUGUGUAUGACUUCAUGCCUAUGGGAAGCUUGUCAGCUCUCUUACACGGAAACAAAGGCGCAGGGCGGUCUCCACUGGACUGGGAAAUACGAUCACGCAUUGCCCUUGGAGCAGCUCGUGGCUUAGACUAUCUUCACUCGCAAGACCCAUUGAGCUCUCACGGAAACGUCAAGUCUUCCAACAUCCUCUUAACAGACUCCCACGACGCACGAGUCUCUGAUUUCGGCCUGGCUCAGCUCGUCGGGUCCUCAACCACAACCCCAAACCGGGUUACCGGGUACCGUGCGCCGGAAGUAACUGACCCGAGGCGUGUCUCGCAGAAGGCGGACGUGUACAGCUUUGGCGUGGUGUUGCUAGAGCUGCUGACCGGGAAAGCUCCGUCGAACUCGGUGAUGAAUGAGGAAGGAAUGGAUCUUGCGAGGUGGGUGCAUUCGGUGGAGAGAGAGGAGUGGCGGAGUGAGGUUUUUGACUCGGAGCUGGUGAGUUUGGAGACUGUGGAAGAAGAGAUGGCGGAGAUGCUGCAGCUGGGGAUAGAUUGUACGGAGCAGCACCCUGACAAGAGGCCAGUGAUGGUGGAGGUGGUGAGGCGGAUCCAGGAGUUGCGCCAGUCGGGUUCGGAUCGGGUUGGCUAGACUAAAUGGACGACGCAAGGAGGCUUGAGAGAGGGUUUACGAGUUGGAACCACCGAUAUAAAACGACUGCGUUUUCGGUGUUUAAUGUCUCCAAAAUUAUGGAAUCUUAGAUGUUUAAAAGUUAGUUUAAGAAUAUGGCGGGGAAUUAGAGUUGGGUCGUUAAUUAGAUGGUCUUAAUUUUUGUUUUCCCUUUUUUUUUUCUUUUUCUUUUGUUAUCUAUCUCAUGUGUGGGCACUGAUGAUGAGGAGUUCGUUGUGGUUGUAAUUAUUAGUGCUUUUAACUUUUAACUUUAUUUUCGAUGUUGUUUCAGCUUUUUGUCUCUUUAAUACUCC